AUGGAGAAUCGUCUAGUAAGAUGGGAGGAGUUAGGCAUGGACUGUUUAGCAAGUGUUUUUGAAAAGGUUGGUAUGGAGUCACUGCUCCUGAAUAUCCCUUUUGUGUGCAAGUCAUGGUACAAAGCGAGUCUCAGUCCUUGCUGCUGGCUAAGUCUCGACUUCACGGAAAUUUUAACCAAGUACUACUAUACUUGGAUUGAAAGCCAUGAUCGCUUUGUGAAAAGAUUUGUAGAUCGUAGCAAAGGGCAUGCUACUUUUCUCAGGCUACCUGGAUGCUGUACCCUCGAAGCAUUCAAAUAUGUUGCAGAUGUGUGUCCUGGCCUCAAGGCUUCGUCUUUGCCUAGUGAACUAGUGUUUCUGCAACCUAGCAUGAUUAUAGAACUGAUUGAAAAGUGGGAAAAUUUGGAGUCAUUGUCAUUGAAAAGUCGCAUAAAUAUUGCUGAACUCCUUUCACCGAUCAGCCUUCACUGCAAGAACUUUCGUCGUUUAGAUAUACAUGGUGCUUCAGUACGUGAAGAUGCGGCGUUGUCGAUCGUCAAAUUGGUGCCUAAUAUUGAGCACUUAAGCUUGAGAGGGGUAUUAUGA
Molecule: messenger RNA, 585 nt
Organism: Prunus dulcis (almond)
Lineage: Eukaryota; Viridiplantae; Streptophyta; Magnoliopsida; Rosales; Rosaceae
Product: F-box/LRR-repeat protein At3g48880-like
Exons: 2
Coding region: 1-585 (194 amino acids)
Molecular function (GO): protein binding
Source: RefSeq, a predicted model, not a curated record